Messenger RNA from Acanthosepion pharaonis, 1227 nucleotides. NCBI's taxonomy places the organism in Eukaryota, Metazoa, Mollusca, Cephalopoda, Sepiida, Sepiidae. The record is from the annotation of a GenBank genome assembly.
AUGUCUGUAAUUAGGCCAAUCCCGAAGCUGAACCACAGUCAUCCGACCUACCUGGAGCCCUUCCAAAAACUACAGAUGAGUCAGCCUCACGCAGACGAGAUGUUCCAGUCGCAUGCGCUGGCAGCGGCUGCAGCAGCAGCGGCGGCGGCGGCGGCAGCAGCGGCGGCCACGUCAUCGAAAGUCCCUUCGGCCAUUCCCGUAUCUCGAGAGAGCGCCUUUACCCCCAUCCCGCAGAAGAAGCUCGCGAGCCCUAACGGUGCGGCCGCAGCAGCAGCAGCAGCGGCGGCUACAUUCUGUUUUAACAAUUGUCAAACCUGUGUGCCGCGGUCAACCGGAGGUUUCAACGAGAUGCAUCGUCUUCCUCAUUAUUUGGACAGUCUCCUCAUGCAGUCAUGCGAGCCGUUUUUCGGUAGUCACAGGAACGGACUUUUGGCGGCUGCCGCUGCAGCGGCCGCGGCCGUCGACCCGUCAGCGUCAUGCUUUGCUUACGGUCUCACCGAACAGUGCUUUACACUCGAUCCUCACCUACCUCAUCAUUCACCUAAGAUAUCAUCACAAUUCAAAAACGAAGACGGUAAGCUAUCACUCACAAAUUCGCUCAUUAGCACGCAGUUUCAACACCGAUACCAACCAAACACAUUAUCCUUAACCAAGAGUCCAUCUUCCGUCGCAAUGGCCGGAUUAGCUGGACAUACCCCUCGAGCAUGGACAGAAAAUAACAUUCUUUCUUUUCUGAAUAUCCCACCUCCUCUAUUAAACAAUACUGGAAACGGUGGAAACUCUGGUGUCACCGUUCGCCGGAAUGGAACGGGUGAAACAUCAGUCGCAAACCAAGCAAUUACAGCCGCCAUAUUAGCGAAAGAGUUCCGACAGACGAUCAGUCAUCCACCGCGUUACCAGUGCGAAGCUUGCAAAAAGAGUUACGCCACAUUCGGAGGACUGUCUAAGCACAAACAGUUUCACUGCAUCACGCAAGUCAAACGAGAAUUCAGUUGUAAGUUUUGCAGCAAGUCAUACGCAUCCCUAGGCGCGCUCAAAAUGCACAUACGAACGCAUACGUUACCGUGUCGGUGUAAGCUCUGUGGGAAGGCUUUUUCCAGGCCUUGGCUUUACAGGGACACAUUCGGACGCACACCGGCGAGAAGCCAUUCAAAUGCCCACAUUGUGGUCGGGCAUUCGCCGAUCGCUCAAACUUACGAGCUCACUUGCAGACGCAUUCGGAUGUGA